AUGACCCCGCGUGGACCCCCAAGACGGAUUGGUAAAAGAUUCACGGCACCGAGAGAGGACCGGGACGCCAAAUGUCGCCAGAGUUCCGACUGCUUCAUGUGUUGGAACUCCUGUGGCAUCCUGCGACACCAGAUGGACGCCUGGACUACGAUGUGCAAAGAUCACACCGUCUGUUUCCCAGGAUGUCAGAUCGCCUGUGGCUUCUACUUGGACGGUCCACCCAACAAAAGGGGCGUUCCGUUGCCUCCCUCGGACACGCCCCCCGUGCCCCUCCCCGCCUAUUUGCCAGCUCCGAGAGUCAGUGGGCGGAGCCAGGUUACGUGGGCGGCUCCUGAUUGGUCCGGGAGCGGCGCCCCCACCCCCGGAGAUGACGUCAUCUACGUCCUGUUGAAGGACAGUGGCAACGGAUGGCGGGAAAUUUUGCAGACGUCGGCGAGACAGGCCACCCUGCCACAGGAGCCGGAGUCCCCGAGGGCGAGGCUGAGGCUCCUGGCCGUGACGCAGGCGGGGCUCGUGGCGGCGUCGGACGGGCAGGUCGAGGCGGCGAGUCAGAGGAGGAGAGGACAGCCACAGAACUAUGAUGUGGAAGCCUUCCAUGCGGAGCCUCCCUUGGCACUACCUAACAGGGACAUCGUUGGCCACAGUGGUUCACCUCAUGACGUCGGCUAUGAGGCAGCCCCGGAAACCAAGCAUGAAUUCCUCUCCGAUUCCUCCACGGCGUAUUCGCACGAGUAUCCGAACCAGGCGACGGAAAUCGUUUCGCUGGAUCCUACAUGGACUAUUGAAGUUAUUGGAGUCCAUCUGGGUCCCUUGGCCGAGGUCUCUGUAGGAUGGAGUCCACGGGGUUCAGGGGGCGUUGAGUACCUUGUGUCUUGGGUCGAGGAGUCUGGCUCGGUCUCAGGUCACCUUCUCACGGACCAGGUCAUGAGCGAACUCUCUCUGUGGCCGGGGCAGGCAUAUUAUAUUCAGGUAGAGUUGAUUGACAGCCAAGGAAACCCAGUUCUAAGAAGUCUCGCUACACCAGUAAGGUUUGCCAAGACUUCGACCGAGGCAGAUGAAGAACAUACAGAGACAAUUGCUGAGGCAGAACGCCCUUAUUUGCCCACGACAGACGUGACCAUGUUGACCCACACCGCUCCCGCUGAAGUUCGAGUUUGGGAACCUUCUACGGAAGAAACAGAUCGACUCACCGCUACUGCUGGACUUCGAACUCGAAGUUCUACAGAAAGCACAGACUGGGUCACUGACAUGAAUGCAGAUCCUACAGAUGUUCAGCAUGUUCAGGACACGAAACUCAUACACCGGCAUGUAGAAUUACUUAAUAAUCAUCAAAACGUGUCCUCAGAGGAGAAAGAUGAGUACAUAAGCCAGAUCCUGCAAGAGAGGACCUACGAAAUCGUGAAUACGCGCACGAGCACCGACUUCGCCCAACGGGAGGAGGAUCUUUUACCCGAAGUCUCGGCCAAGGAGAUUCAGACCGAUGCCGCCACCGACCGCGUAUCGGAAAUCCUGAUCUGGUGCGCCGGGGUGGGCAUCGGCAUGCUGCUCGUCCUCACCCUGUGCAGCAUGGUCAUCUGGCUCCUGGGUAGAUGUCGUCGAGGAGGCCCUAGGAACGAAGAAUGCCUCGAGGAAGGACUCAGCAGUCUGAGGAGCUCCUUCAGGACGGGCGGUGCCAAGCAGAACCAAAGAAAUCCAACGACGUCAUGGACAUUCGAGAACUUUUGCUCCACGGAGAGAAAGCCGAACUUGGUCAACGCCAGAAAGGAGGCCGUGCCGUCCGGAAUAGACAAUGCUUCUCUAGUUGAAAAUUAUGUCAUAAUGCUAGAGUCGCCUGCGAGUGGGAGUGAAGCAGAUCACUAGUCACUGUUUGCGUUCGUACCCUUGUUAAACUAUAAAUAUGUAUAUGUGUAUGUAUUUAGAAAUAUGAUGGCUGCAUAUGGUACCUGCUUUACAGACUUGAAAUGUCUUCCAUCCCUAAAUAGUAUAUUUGUUAUUUUUAUGCCUAUGAGCCAUGAAUUGCAUUCAGCGCAUUUCAUGUAUUAUAAUAGAAAGCAGAUACGGUAUCAAUAGUGAAAGUUUACCCCCAUUUUUUAUACAAUCGCCACUGCCACAGGACAUGAAUUGGAGGUCUCAACGCAAUAUUAAAGGAUAGUAUUUUUUGUGAUGUUAAAUUCUUAUUUGAUAUGAUUUUAUAUAUUUUACAAUAUUAUUUGAUAACUAUAUCUCAAAAAGGACUAAUAUAUGAAUUGAGGAAACUGCUAUGGAAAAAAAAUCUAGCAACUACAGUCAAGGCCAUAAGUCACCAAGCCCAGUUAGCUUUCAUUGCAACUUUUUUUCUUAUCCAGCAAUAUGGGGAGUCUUGGCUAAUGUCGUAUUUCACACAAGAAUAUAAGUUAUCACAAAAUUUUUAAGCAAUAUCUAAUAGCAAAUGACAGCUGGAAGUUAUGAGUAUUUUUGUAUUUAAGGCAAUUUUGAUUAUGGAAAGACAUUUAAAGGUGAUGAGUUGUCUUAACUAAAUUUUAAGUCGUAGAUUUAAAAAAUCAGUUCUUGCAUUAUUAACACUAAUUGUAAUUACUUGAACAGAAUUGAAAUAUGAUUACAAGACUUCAUUUAUGUGAUUUUCGUCGCGACGUAUAAAUAAGUCAUUUUCUUUACCAAAGACUUUGUAUUUAAAUAUGUAUAUAUUAUGUUUAAGUAUGCUGUAUUCUGUAAAGUUAUAUCAAAUUAAUAUGUUUGGCUUACCAUGUUCUUUUAAAUAUGAAGCUUAAUUUGAGCUGCUUAUUUUCAGUAACUUUUAAAACUCGAUAUAUGCCAGUUACAUUUCAGUAAUAUGCUAUUCACAGAAAACGUAGUUGUUUACACAUCAACUUAGUUAUUCCUAAUGUUAAACUGCUAUCAUAAAGGACACAAGAAGUGUAACACCCCUAUUAUAUAAUUUAGCCUAUAAUAGGUACUCGAAUGCAAUGAAGAGGCCAUUUCUUAUAUACAUGGGCUGUGAAUGCAUUUUAUUAUAAGCCCAAAACAGAUAUUUACAGUUCAGUUCCUUAUGAGGUUCAGACACAAGGACGAAAAUUAAUAUUAUAAGUUUCUAUAACGCUCAGUUCUCUUUUUUAUUAGAACAUGAAUGAUUUCCUGACUGAUUCACCCUUAAAAUCAUCAAUCCUAGAGAGAGAAUAACUUACUCAUGUCAGUGAUACAAUCUAAGACCACUAGCAAACACUGAAAAAAAUAUGUAUUUAUAUUCUUCCUUGAGUCAUUCCUGUGCUUGCCUUGGUCUCAGGGCCUUGUGUACAUAUCUUAUUAAAAAGUUGAUUUGAUAGUUUACUGUUGUUGUCAUGUAUAUAAAUAAACAUAUUUUCAAAUGUUGCCUAAAA
Molecule: messenger RNA, 3374 nt
Organism: Penaeus monodon (black tiger shrimp)
Lineage: Eukaryota; Metazoa; Arthropoda; Malacostraca; Decapoda; Penaeidae
Exons: 8
Coding region: 1-1860 (619 amino acids)
Source: RefSeq, a predicted model, not a curated record